Molecule: messenger RNA, 1142 nt
Organism: Passer montanus (Eurasian tree sparrow)
Lineage: Eukaryota; Metazoa; Chordata; Aves; Passeriformes; Passeridae
Product: collagen alpha-1(I) chain-like
Exons: 3
Coding region: 1-1095 (364 amino acids)
Source: RefSeq, a predicted model, not a curated record
AUGACACCCGAUCGGCGCGACAAAUAUAGCCCGGUGGCCCCGGGCGGCCCCGGCUGGCCCCGGGCGGCCCCGGCUGGCCCCGGGUGGCCCGGAGGUGGCCCGGGGGUGGCCCGGAGGUGGCCCGGGGGUGGCACUAGGGGUGGCUCGGGGGGUGGCCCCGGGUGGACCCUGGUGGCACUGAGGGUGGCCCGGGAAUGGCCCGGGAGUGGCACGAGGGGUGGCCCGGAGGUGGCCGCGGGUGGCCCCGCGGUGGCACUGGGGGUGGCCCUGGGGGUGGCCCUGGGGGUGGCCUUGGAGUGGCACAGGGGGUGGCACCGGGCAUGGCACUGGAGGUGGCCCCGGGUGGCCCCUGGUGGCUCGGGAGUGGCUCUGGAGGUGGCACUGGGGUGGCUUGGAGAUGGCCCGGGGGUGGCCCCUGGUGGCCCUGGAGGUGGCCCCGUGGUGGCUUGGAGGUGGCACUGGGGGUGGCCCGGGGGGUGGCUCCUGGUGGCACUACGGGUGGCCCCGUGGUGGGACUGGGGGUGGCCCGGGGGUGGCCCCGGAGGUGGCCCUGUGGUGGCACUAGUGGCGGCCCUGGAGGUGGCUCGGGGGUGGCCCCGUGGUGGCCCAGAGGUGGCCCGGGAGUGGCCCUGGAGGUGUCCCCAUGGUGGCCCUCGGGGUGGCCUUGGGGUGGCCCCGUGGUGGCCCUGGCGGUGGCCCCGGAGGUGGCCCUGGGGUGGCACUGGGGUGGCCCUGGGGUGGCACUGCCAGGGGGGCAGGGACAGCUCCGUGGGGGCUGUCCCUGCCAGGAGCCACCCCGGGAACGGUGACAAUGACGGUGACAGUGGCGGUGACAGUGGCGGUGGCACUGACAGUGACACUGACUGUGACACUGACAGUGGCUCCACUGUGGGGCAGCGGGGCCCUCCCGGGGUCACCGCGGCCCUGCUGCGACCUCGGGGGCGGCGGGGCCCGCCCGGGACCCUCCGGGACCCUCCGGGACCUUCCAGAACCUUCCGGGACCCUCCGGGACCCCCGGGAGCCCAAGCCCCGCCCCUUCACCGAGACCACGCCCCCUCACCGAACACCUUCACUGAGGCCCCGCCCCUUCGCUGAGGCCCCGCCCAAAACUCCGCCCCGUCGCCCUCAGCCGCCGUGCCUUG